Molecule: messenger RNA, 1922 nt
Organism: Cynara cardunculus var. scolymus (artichoke)
Lineage: Eukaryota; Viridiplantae; Streptophyta; Magnoliopsida; Asterales; Asteraceae
Product: WEB family protein At2g38370-like
Exons: 2
Coding region: 104-1849 (581 amino acids)
Source: RefSeq, a predicted model, not a curated record
CUUUCACUCUCUGAUCUUUAUUUAGGGUUUUGUUUCCAGAUCCAAACAAUAGAAACCCCAAAUUCCCCAUUGAAAUCCAUAACUUCUUUGUUUCAUUCCUCUCAUGGAUGAAUCUAAUUACACUAGAGUGGAAGCAUUUGAUUCAGGUCAAAAUGUCAGCCCUGGAUUUCGACAAACGGCUUCGGAACAGCAACACAACAAUGGCGGUGGCGUGAGGGGGGAAAUCGACACAUCGGCGCCAUUUGAGUCGGUGAAGGAGGCCGUGAACCGAUUCGGUGGAGUCGGGUUCUGGAAACCCCAUCAUAAGCAGCCUCAUCCUCAUGCUUCUGAGGAUUACAUUGAAGAAGUAUUUGAUGCAGCAAAAGCAGAAGAGCAGGCCGUGCAGUUAGCGAAUGAUCUCAUAGUGAAAGAAAGGGAAACGCUCGAAGUCUUGAAAGAACUCGAAGCAACAAAAACUGCUCUCGAAGAUUUGAAAGUCAAACUUCAGAAAGAAUCAGCUGCAGUUGAACUAGUGGUUUGUAAUCAAUUUGAAGGACAGAGAGUGGGAAAUGACCGAAACACCCUUGAGCUGCAAUCGGUUGUUCAUAAUCAAUCUGAUGAACUGAGAGGGGGAAAUGACCAAAACACACAUGAGCCACAAUCGGGUGCUCGUAAUCAAUCUGAAGAACCGGGAGAGGGAAAUGACGAAGACGCACUUGAGCCACAGUCUGGUGGUGAUAACUUGAUGUGUCCUUCUUCGGCUCCAGGUUUCAUCUUGAUGGAAUUGAAGCAAGCCAAACUGAACUUAACAAGAACCACAAACGAUCUUGCUGAUAUCAGAGCGACUGUGGAAUCGUACAACAAGAAGAUCGAUAAAGAAAGAUUCGCACUUGAGAAAACCCGUCAGAGAUUAUCUCUGAAUUCUACGAAAAUGCCAUCUCUUGAAGAAGACGUUGACUUACCACGGGAGCUCCACCGGUUGACUUCCGAGACUGAGCAGUUCAAGAAGGUCGGAGAGGUAGCGAAAUCAGAAGUUUUACGAGCAAUGAAUCAGAUCAAACAGACUAAAAUGAGACUAAAAACAGCCAACAUUCGUCUAAUGGGAGCUCGAAAACUUACAGAAGCCGCGAAAGCGUGUGAAGCUCUUGCACGAUCCGAGAUAAAGUCAAUAUCGAAAAGUCAAACUUUAUCUGAAGGCGAAGGUGUGACUCUUUCUUUCGAGGAAUACUUUUAUCUAAAAAUGAAAGCUCGAGAGGCCGAUGAAGCUUCAAAUAACCAAGAAACCGAAGCCAUGGCUCGAGUCGAAGAAGCCGAGAUAUCAAAAACCGAGAUCUUGAACAGGGUCGAGGAAGCAACCGAUGAAGUGAAGAACAGUAAGAGGGUUCUCGAAGAAGCCUUGAGGAAAGUCGAUGCUGCGAAUAACGACAAGUUAAAAGCCGAAGAAGCUCUUCGCAAAUGGCGAUCGGAACACGGUCAAAGGAGAAAGUCAACAGUCCAAAACUCGACCAAAUUCAAAAAUUCUUCAAAUCGGAUCGGAUCCCAUUUGGCAAGUAACAUAUCCGGUCCGGUUUUGAGGCCGACAAUGUCGAUCGGGCAGAUUUUGAGCCGGAAGUUGCUGUUGACUGAAGAGAAUUCAGAAAAAAGCUCGGGGAAAAGGAAGGUUUCGUUGGCACAAAUGCUGAGCAAGCCUACCAACGGUGGUGGUGGUGGUGGUGGUGAUGGUGGCAGCGGUGAUGAUGAUGGUGGGAAACGUCGGUCGGGAAAGAGAAAGAAGUUCGGGUUUGGUCGGAUAUCGUUCCUAGUGGCGAAGCCGAGCAAGAAGAAGAAGAAACAUAGCAUAAGUUCUCGGCUUUCAUGCGCCGUGGAUUAGAAUUGAAUAAGUUGUCUUAGGAUUUCUAUAUCUAGUUUGUGUUUGUUAAUUAUGAAGCUUCAGACUACGUUAU